AUGAUGAGUGAGAAUUUAAACGAAGAUCCAGAAAAUAUAAAUGACGCGAACGAACAUGGAGAUAAAUUCACAAACAGAGCAAACAACGUGAGUGAGGUAAACGCCACGGGCACGGAGGAGGCAGGUGAGAAGGAUACAUCAAUUACAGGAGAAAAAGGAAAUCCCAAAAAAAGGGGAACAGAAGGAAAUGGAGAAGACUCUUUUAGGCCGUCGUCUCCUCCUCAUGUGAAGCGGAAAAAGGAUUCUGCAGAGUAUUCACAACAGGGGGAAAAACAGAGUAAAGGCCUUAGGGAAAACGCAAAGAAGAGGGGGGAUGCAGCGGACGUAGGAGAAUCAAAGAACAGUGGCAAAAACAAGAAUGAAGAGAAAAAAAUAUUCAUCGACAAGAAUAAUCUUUUCCACGAAAUAAACUUGUUGAUAAAAAAAAAAUUAAAAAUUCAUGAUGCAAUAAAAAUUGACUUAUUUUACAAAGACAAUUGCACACAGAUAAAGCCCUACGCCAUUUUUGACGAGUACAAAUAUGUUAAUAUAGAAAAUAAAAUCAACUUGGAGAUUGUAAAUUUUUUGAGGAAGAGCUUACAGAGUGAGGAGAGGAAGCAGUUCCUGUCCAUACACAGCAGUGUGGUGGAACUUCGAGGAAGCUUCAAUGAUGAGCUAAUAAACCUACCAAUAGUUAAUCAAAUUAUUUUGCAGAAAAUUAGUAACAAUAAUUACAAGUACAAAUUUAAUAUCGACACUGAGGUGCUGAACUACAUCUAUGUCGAUCUCUUCAAAAUUCAUAAAAGUAAAUAUAAGUUUAAAAUUUUGGAAAAGAAAUAUGAACUGGAGGAGUGGUACUACUACGACACAAGGAAGGAUCGACGCAAGGGUGGGGGCACCGCUCAAGUGAUUGGAGAAGCAACUGCUGCAGAACAGGAGCCUGUGCAGGAGGACGAAGCGGCGGAUCAAAAGCGUGAGGAAAAUAAGAACGAUGACCAGACACGCCACGAAAGGGCGAGUGAGCAAAGCGAUCUGGAGGAAAAUAGCACAUCGAGCGAAUCGAACGAAAGUGAUGCAUUGAUAAAUUUAUAUAACGAGGAAAAGAAGAAGGAGGAGAUGCAGUUGCUCAAUGGGAAAACGAGAAGGAAGAAGAAAAGGAAGAAGAGGAAAAAAAAAAUUGUUGAUAAGGAUAAGGUGUACAUGGAAAAGUUAAAAAAGCUAGUGGAAGAGGACAGCGAUAAUGAAGCUAAUGCCACGUCAAGUGAGCACAACUCUACGGAAUCGGAUGACUCGUCUAAUGACAGAAAUCAGAUUUUGUAUAGGAGGAAAAUAAUAUACUCCAGGGAUGGCGAUGGGACGGUUAUAAGCGCAUUUAAGGAGGUCGAAAGUGACACCGUCUGUGUUUAUUACCCGAAUAGUUCGUACAACCAGUGUCUAAAUUUGAGUUCUUUUGAGCCUCUGUUGGGGGGUGUCCCCUCCACCGAAGUACCUGUACCCGAUGGUACAAAUCGGCCGAGCGUACAGCGCCGUACGUACGACAUAUAUCAGCACAAAAAUGGGCAAAGGGUCGUGGGAGUCAGCGCUGGGAGCAACGCGGGCGAACCGCCCAACCUGCAGGCUCUGCAUGAAGAGAAUAUCAGAAUACAAAAAAGAUACGUGAGGGACAUCUCGAUUUACAAUUUCUGCUGCGACGACAAGUACAAGGGAUGCAGUCUAUUUCUACAUGUGGCAAAAAAUAAAAAAUUGAAAAAUGUGAACAUAGACUACAACAUUGAUUACUCCGAUUUUUCCAGUAAUUUGGAUAUCAUCAAAAUGUACGAAGUGAAGGGCGAGGCCAGUGCGAGUGCCAAGGGUGUGGAGAAUAGGAGAAAAGAUGUGGGGAAGCUGUUCGAGCUUGAGAAGGACUGGAAGGUGAACGUGGAUAUGUACAUCGACAUUGAGCGGGUUGUGCGCGAGUUCAGAAAAGGGGAAGAGGGGAGCAACAUUGGCCAGGUUAGCGGCGUGAGCGGCGGCGAUGAUGGAGAUGGAGACGGAAACGAAGACGGAUGUGGCGAUGGCCGCGAAAAACUAGACCAACGCGAAGGACGCUCGAACAAGCUGGACUACGUGAUAUACAACUUUUACAAAAACUUCGAGUGCCUAAUCAACUUGUUAAACAAGCUGAAGAACAACACCACCAAGUUCGAUUACUUCUACCCCAAGAUGAUAGGAGACGUGAAUGAGGAAAUCAGGAAGCACUACGACAAAAAAAAAGUCAUUCUGUUGAAAAAGUCCAACAUCAAAUAUAUCCGUAUCUUCAAUAAUGAGGUGAAGAGAUUAAUGAUCCUGUUCUUUGUUCCAUAUGGCUCCAAAAUUUUGGACCUUGCAUGCGGCCAUGGACAGGAUAUGCUCAAAUACAACACGGUGAAAAAUAAGGUCUAUGUUGGGCUGGACAUCUCCAAGAAGGAAAUUGAGUUGGCCAAGGAACGCUUAAGUCAGAAUGAUGUAAAAGGCUUAUGUAAUCAUGACAACUUUUUAUUUCUGCAAGGGGAUAUUUUAAAUAAUAAAUUUUUUCGAAAAUGGAAAAAUAAAAAUAUCACGUUUGACAUAAUUUCUAUAAAUUUGGCCAUGCAUUACGUGGUGUACAAUGAGAAGUCUUCUAAAAAAUUUUUUAAAAUCAUAGAAAAUUUUUUGGAGAGUGAAGGCUUACUUUUGGCGACCACCAUUUCGACCAUCACGCUGGCUGACUUUUUGAUGAAGCGCUCAGUCACGGAGGUGGUUAGCGACUCCAUUACGCUGACGCUGGCAAACGACUUGUUCACGAUCCGGUUCGACCAGGAAAAUCUUCUCAAGAUUUUUAAGAAUAAAAUGUGUCUGGACGAAUUCAUAGAAUUCGUCAAUAGCAACAGCACAGUGUCUCAGGUGAAGUACGACUACUUCCACAAUUUGAUAAAAAACGCCCUGGAGAACACGUUAGGGAUUAAGUAUUAUUUUUACCUGUACGAUACAAUUGACGCGAACGAGUUUGUCAUUCCUCAGAAAUAUUUAAAACAUAAGUUACAAGAACUGAACAUGGUUGAGCUAUUCAACAACAGCGCCAUCAUGUUUCUUCAUUACAUCACCAACAACUUGGAGACAUAUGAGAAGUACCAAAAUAUAAAUUACUUUAACCUAAUCAAUAAAACAAUAAAUAAGUACAUUUUUGACGAUAUUAAAAUGCGCAUUAAUAAAAUUCAUGGGUAUAAUAGGGACUCCCAAAUUUAUUUUGACAUUUGUUCUUUGUACCACGUGUAUGUUUAUAAGAAGAAUUUCGAUGCGUCCAUAUUGGGAGUGGUGUAA
Molecule: messenger RNA, 3297 nt
Organism: Plasmodium fragile
Lineage: Eukaryota; Apicomplexa; Aconoidasida; Haemosporida; Plasmodiidae
Exons: 2
Coding region: 1-3297 (1098 amino acids)
Biological process (GO): 7-methylguanosine mRNA capping
Cellular component (GO): nucleus
Molecular function (GO): mRNA 5'-cap (guanine-N7-)-methyltransferase activity
Source: RefSeq, a predicted model, not a curated record